CGAGAGAGCCUGCCAGAGCGGGCCGCCUCGACGCAGUCCGCGCUUACGGCCCCCCGACACCCCCUUCCCUUCGGACAGCUCUUCGGACAGCUCUUCGGACAGUUCGAGUAACGGGAGAGUUCCAACAGGUCGCCUGUUUGACGGACUGGCGCGCCGCAUGCAGGCUGCCCGGCCACAAGCGCAGACGCUCGCGCCGCGAGGGUUCUGCACCGAGGCGAUUCGGCCACUCAUCCCGCAGCUCCAGCGCGACCUGCAUCGGUUUCGCUCCAUCACGCCUCAGCUCCUCGACGAGGCACGAGGCUUGCUGCCAGACGGCCCCGUCCGCGCUGCGCUUGCCAUUGUCAACCGCACCGUCUGGUGGCUUCGCCCGACGGGCCGGCCGCGCUCGCCGAUGCUCAUAUCGCUUGUGCACGACCUCCAGGAGCUGGCAGACGCGCACGAGCUUCCCGACCUCGAGCUCGUGGUCAACGUGGACGAUUACCCGUUUGUGCCGCGCCCUGCGCCGUCGCCGGUGCGCUCGCCGCCUCCGCUCUUCUCCUUUUACCAGACGGCUCGGCACGCGGACCUGCUCUGCCCGAGCAGCUCCUUCCGCGAGGCAUCGUUCGAGCGCGUGGCCGCCGUGUACGAGCGCCGCGCUCGGUCGACGCCGUGGGAGGCGCGCCGGCAGGUCGGCUUCUGGCAGGGCCACCCGUACUGCGGUAAGCACAAGUUUGGCCGCUGCUCCCGCUACCUGCUCUCCCACCUCUCGGCCCAGAGCGCGUCUCCGCUGCUCGACGUGGGGCUGACGUGGUACGAGCCUCGCCUCGACCUGUACCUCCGGCAGGAAGCGUCCGCCUCGGCAGCUCGUGGCGUGCCGUGCUCUGCCUCCGACCCUGCCCGCCGCCCGUGGCUGCAGGAGGAGUGCCGCUGCGCAGCCGGCUGGGCUCACCCCGGGGACCUGCCCCGCCGAGCCGCUCCGCUCGCGGUGCGACCCUGGGUGCAGAUCGAGGACCACACGCGGUACCGCUACUUGCUCCAGCUCGACGGCCACACCGCCUCGUGGCGCUUCCAGUUCCUGCUCGCCAGCCACAGCCUCGUCCUCAAGCAGUGGUCCUACUACAGAGAGUACUACUACGCGGGGCUCGAGCCCGGAGUCCACUACCUCCCCUUCUGGACGCGCUCGGCCGCCGACGUCCUCGAGGUCCUCGAGAAUGCGACGCGCGAGGAUGCCUCCGUGCGCGAGCUCCCCGUCGCCGCCAGUCGCUUCACCCGAGACCACCUCAACCCGUACGCGAGGCAGUGCUACUGGCGGGCGCUCCUCGGCGCGUAUGCCGAGCGCCUGGCCGAGCCGGGGGUGCGGCUCUCCCGCUGGCCUGCCGCCGCGCAGGUGCGGAAGGACGGCUCGUCCGAGGGGUGGUACCCUCGCGCGGACCGGCGGGGCGGCACCCUGCUCGACUGGGCGCGCGCCGAGGCGGCGUGGCGCAGCGCUGACGACGCGGUGAUGCGCCGGGUCGUGCGCAGCCUUCGACGUCCAGCCGUGGCCUCAGAGCGGGUCGAACCAGCGACCGUUGGCCUGGCGAGGCGUGAUGGCAAAGGGAUAUUUGCUGGUGGCGUGUAA
Messenger RNA from Emiliania huxleyi CCMP1516, 1597 nucleotides. RefSeq lists its product as hypothetical. The record is from RefSeq and is a predicted model, not a curated record. Bases 158 to 1597 code for a protein of 479 amino acids. The transcript has 3 exons. NCBI's taxonomy places the organism in Eukaryota, Haptophyta, Isochrysidales, Noelaerhabdaceae.